CUUGAAACUACUUUUGUGUCAAUGCAGAUUUGAUCGCGGAGUUUACUGAUCAAAAUGGAUAACAUUUCAAGUACUGAUGAAAGUUAUGAUGUGGGAUAUGGAUAUCAGCCAUCACCUUCUUCUGUGGAUGAUCAAUCACCAACUGAAACAACAGGUCUUUCGACGUUGAGUGGCAAUUCUUUUGCUUAUUGCAGAACAAACUCAGAGACUUCAGCUUUUUCUGAGCAUACAGAUGAGAAUAGUUGGUCUGAGACAGGUUCUCCUUUGAGUUCACGGAGUUUGAAGUCUCCUACUCGUGCAGUGCUUUCGAGACUAGGAAUGAGGCAGCACAAGACAAUUGCAGAUGAUCCUGACACUGUAGAUUUAGAGCUUGAAUUGAUGAAGGAGAGAUUUUCGAAGCUGUUAUUGGGAGAGGACAUGUCAGGAGGAGGCAAAGGGGUAGCAACAGCAGUGACAAUAUCAAACUCUAUCACAAAUCUUUAUGCAUCUGUGUUUGGUCAACACCAAAGAUUGGAGCCUUUACAUCCUGACAAGAAAAUAAUGUGGAAGAGAGAAAUGAAUUGUCUCUUAUCUGUAUGUGAUUACAUUGUAGAAUUUGUUAGUACAUCACAGAUGCUACAAGAUGGAACCACUAUUGAGGCGUUGACAAGCAGGCCGCGGUCAGAUAUUCACAUCAACCUUCCUGCAUUGAGAAAACUCGAUACCAUGCUCCUCGAAAUCUUGGACAGUUUUGAGGCCACAGAGUUCUGGUAUGCUGAGAAAGGAAGCAUGUCAAACAACUCAACACGUGCUGGAUCGUUUAGGAAGAUUGUUCAGGUACAGCCUCAGCCUCAGCGUAAGGAAGAGAAGUGGUGGUUACCAGUUGUUUGUGUUCCUUCUGGUGGCAUCACUGAGAAGGAAAGGAAGCACUUGAGACACAAACGUGAUUGUGCCAACCAAAUUCACAAAGCAGCAAUGGCCAUCAAUAGCAGCAUCCUUGCUGAAAUGGAAAUCCCAGAAUCAUACAUGACAUCACUCCCGAAGAGUGGAAAGGCAAGUGUUGGAGACUCUAUGUAUCGCCACAUGUAUUCAGCAGAGAAAUUUUCCCCUGAACAGCUCCUUGACAGUCUAAACAUAAGCUCUGAACAUGAAGCUUUAGAGCUUGCUGACAAAGUAGAAGCUUCAAUGUAUACAUGGAGACGUAAAUCAUGCUUGCCUCAAGCGAAAUCAUCAUGGAUCAUGGUAAAAGAUCUAGUCACUGAUGAUCGAACUGAUAAGAAUAAUGUUUUAGCAGAACGAGCAGAAAGUUUGUUGUAUUGUUUGAAGCAAAGGUAUCCUGAACUCUCACAAACAACAUUGGACACAAGCAAGAUUCAUUUCAAUAGGGAUGUUGGCAAGGCAAUCUUGGAGAGCUAUUCUAGAGUACUAGAAAGUUUGGCGUUCAACGUUGUUGCUUGGAUCGAAGAUGUACUUUUUGUAGAUAAGACAAUGAAAAACCAAGAAGAAUAGGAACUGCAGUAAGAAAAACCUUUUUUGAUUACUGAAUAGGAUAGAACCAAGUAGAGAACUCGAACAAUGGAGGAUCAAUUUUACUAUGUGAAACCAAAUUGAUUGUGUAAUUUGAGAGUAGUACUCAAACUUGGAAAACAUGUUUUGUUUUUAACUUGAUGAUUUUGUAUAUUUAUAACUUAAAAAUCCAAGAAGCAAAUUCUGUAGUUUUUCAUUCUUUAUUCUGUUAGAUCCUUCAAUGAGGACAUUUUGGGUCAGU
Messenger RNA from Solanum verrucosum, 1747 nucleotides. RefSeq names its product rop guanine nucleotide exchange factor 3-like. Lineage: Eukaryota; Viridiplantae; Streptophyta; Magnoliopsida; Solanales; Solanaceae. The record is from RefSeq and is a predicted model, not a curated record. The coding region runs from base 55 to 1488 and encodes 477 amino acids. The transcript is spliced from 7 exons. Gene Ontology annotation, molecular function: guanyl-nucleotide exchange factor activity.